UACUGCCCUUCGCGAGGCUUCCAAGCACUCCAUCCAAACCAAACCUUUUUUUCUACCUCACUGUGCCACGAGCCAUGGGGAACCUCAAGAACGCCGUCAUUGCCUUCCUCGCCCCCCUCCCUUCCCUCCUCUUUUACCUCUCUUUCCUCCGCCACCACGAUCCCUCCUCUCCUCCUCCAGCCACGGCCACCUUCGACAUCUGGGAUUGGUGCUACCACAAUCCUCUCCUCCUCGCCAACCUCCUCUUCUUCGCCAACGUCGACCUCCUUUUCUGGCUCACCGGCCUCCUCCAGUCCAACAACUGGAUGAUUGAUCUCUACUGGACGAUAAUCCCGGUGCUGCUGGUCCACUACUACGCCAGCCACCCGCUGGCGGUGGCCGAUACCGUAAGAUCGGCGGUGGCGGUGCUGCUGACUUGGGUGUGGAGCGCCCGGCUGACGCACAACUACUUCCGGAGGGAGAAGUGGGAGUGGGGGGUGAGGGAGGACUGGAGGUUUAAUGAGAUGAGGAGAGAGUAUGGGAGGCACUGGUGGUGGGUCUCCUUCUUUGCCGUCUACCUCUCCCAGCAGGUCUUUUUGAUGGGCAUAUGCCUACCAAUGUAUGCUAUCCACUCGAGUGAUAAACCUUGGAACAUGUGGGACUCUGUUGCUACAAUUGCCUGCAUCACUGGAAUAGUAAUUGCCUACUUUGCAGACACGCAGCUCUAUGAUUUUGUAAGCAGAAAUGAAACCUUGAAGGAGCUUGGUGCACCCUUGGUGCCUAACCUUGACAAAGGUCUGUGGCAGUAUUCUCGCCACCCAAACUACUUCGGAGAACAGCUGUGGUGGUGGGGUCUGUUUCUCUUUGCCUGGAACUUGGGAUGGGGAUGGAUGUUUAUUGGGCCACUUGUAAAUAGCUUGUGCUUGGCAUAUGUUACAGUGCUGGUCGAGCAGCGGAUGUUGAAGAAAGAACAUAGGAUUGAAGCUUAUAGACAGUAUCAGAAAACAACAUCUGUGUGGAUCCCAUGGUUUAAGACUUCAUUCAAAGGUUCUAAGGAGAAGGAUAUCUGAGGAUUGAGAUCAUCAGUCUUCCAAGUAUCUGCUUAUUUCUUCUGGUCCUUGCUUUUCUUGUUUCCUUUGUAAUAUCUGAGUCAUCCGAAUCCUGUACUACAAAUUUGUCUCUUGUAAUGUACUCUGUUUUCCUAUGAUGGAUGAUUACUCAUUUGCAGGCUACCUUUUUAUGAGCUAAA
This is a messenger RNA of Phoenix dactylifera (date palm), 1228 nucleotides long. RefSeq lists its product as uncharacterized. Gene Ontology annotation, cellular component: membrane. NCBI's taxonomy places the organism in Eukaryota, Viridiplantae, Streptophyta, Magnoliopsida, Arecales, Arecaceae. The record is from RefSeq and is a predicted model, not a curated record.